This is a messenger RNA of Mus pahari (shrew mouse), 964 nucleotides long. RefSeq names its product ubiquitin-40S ribosomal protein S27a-like. Bases 277 to 837 code for a protein of 186 amino acids. NCBI's taxonomy places the organism in Eukaryota, Metazoa, Chordata, Mammalia, Rodentia, Muridae. Gene Ontology annotation, biological process: protein ubiquitination; modification-dependent protein catabolic process. The record is from RefSeq and is a predicted model, not a curated record. The transcript is spliced from 3 exons. Gene Ontology annotation, molecular function: ubiquitin protein ligase binding; protein tag activity. Gene Ontology annotation, cellular component: cytoplasm; nucleus.
GUUCAUCAUUUGAGAUGGCAGCAAGGGAAUGGAAUGGUUGACAAGGACAUUUCAGAGACAGGCAAAAUCACAGUCAACAGCAGCACACAGGAAGAGAGGGGAAAACUAAUCCGACAUGGGUGGAAGAGGUGAGUGGUUGGGUCAGGGACUCCUACUCUGCUUGUUUGCGGGAGGGAUCUGACCUCUAGACAGCAGUGGAGAAAGCAGCUUUGAGCCCGGGGAGAAGUGCAAAAUCUACUUAGUGCCACAGUGCUGAGUAUACAGCCUUGUCUGGAAAUGGAGUUACUCUAUGGAGAGCCACCCAGAGGCUUGUGUGUGGAAGAUGUCCAACAUGCCUGUCAGAGAAAUAGCAUUUGCCCUGGCCUGACAGGGUUUUGUGUAGCCCAGGAUGGCGAAAAACUCACUGCAGAGGAUGACACUGAACUUCUGAGUCUCCUGGCUCCAUGUUGUGAGCACUAUACUUAUAGAUCCGCCAUUGUGGGUGGAGCCACUGUCAUGAUGCAGAUUUUUGUGAAGACCUUUACGGGAAAAACCAUCAAGCUCAAGGUUGAACCCUCGGACACUAUAGAAAAUGUAAAGGCCAAGAUCCAGGAUAAGGAAGGAAUUCCUCCUGAUGAGCAGAGAUUGAUCUUUGCGGGUAAGCAGCUGGAAGAUGGCCGUACUUUGUCUUUCUACAACAUUCAAAAGGAGUCUACCCUUCAUCUUGGGUUGAGACUUGUGGUGGUGCUAAGAAAGAAGUCUGACACCACUCCCAAGAAGAAUAAGCAUGAGGGGAAGAAGGUUAAGUUGGCUGUGCUGAAAUACUAUAAGGUGGAUGAAAAUGGCAAAAUUAGCUGACUUCAUCGAGAGUGUCCUUCUGAUGAGUGUGGUGCUGGAGUUCUCAUGGGAAGCUACUGUGACAGGCAUUACUGUGGCAAGUGUUGUCUGACUUACUGCUUCAACAAACCAGAAGACAAAUAGUUGU